Molecule: messenger RNA, 2325 nt
Organism: Papilio polytes (common Mormon)
Lineage: Eukaryota; Metazoa; Arthropoda; Insecta; Lepidoptera; Papilionidae
Gene: Pdp
Product: pyruvate dehydrogenase [acetyl-transferring]-phosphatase 1, mitochondrial
Exons: 4
Coding region: 392-1900 (502 amino acids)
Biological process (GO): protein dephosphorylation
Molecular function (GO): cation binding; protein serine/threonine phosphatase activity
Source: RefSeq, a predicted model, not a curated record
CGCGAAGUGAACUGACAAGCUAUGACACUUUUACCCGGACAUUAAAUGCCAUUUCUUAAUUCAUAAAAUUGCCGGAUGCCAAAAGAAGUUUGUUCCACUAUACACCAGCUCAAAUGUCAAAACAAUAAUGGCUGGGUCUGGCUGAAUAUUCGGUUAGCUUUUGCACUGCUGUUGUUAAAAUUGUAAUUGUUUUGAAAGUUGCACAGGAACUUGUGUUAUAAACCGUUUUUUAUUUUAUUUUUGAUCUGUUAAUUAUUUUAUAGCUUUGUAGUAAAGUAAUUGUGACAUAAUGUAAAGAAAAAUUGUUUUACUAGACAUCAUUCUCAAUAGCAGCUACUUUUUGAACGUGUUAGUGAUUGCAUAAGAUGCCCGGUUAAUUUAAAUUAUAAAUAUGAUUUAUUUUAAUGUCACUAACAUUAGUCUGGUAUUAAGAACAUGCAUAAAACUAAAUCGUGGUUUUCUUACACACGCGUCAAUAAAACAUAGCUUUAAUAUAAAUUGCCAAAGACUCUUUGGUUAUGUUCCUAUAUGUAGCCGUCGUAUCCACACUUCAAAAACUAACAGACAGAUGCAAAAGGAUGGUGUCACACUUAUCCCGUCACCACAGGAGGUGACACUUAUUCUUCGUAAAAAUGAGUUCAACAAAGAAUUCUCCUCUGGAUCUGUCAAGUCAUAUGAUUCCAAUCAGCUGGCCUCCAAUGAUCCCAUUGAGGAUACGAGAUGUGAAGGGCAGUGCAAGCUAACACCAGGUUUAAUGAUGGGAGUGUUCGACGGUCAUGGUGGUCCUGCUUGUGCUCAAGUUGUGUGCAAAAGACUAUUAGAUUAUAUUUCCGCGGCUAUGCUUCCAGCAGAUACAAUUAACUCAAUCCUGAAGGAGCCACAAAAUGCUUUAAUGGAAAUAUACAAUGAUAAAAUAGAACUUAUAAAUGACCUUAAAUUAAUUUAUGACAACAGCUUAAAAAAUUAUUUAUUGGAGUUGACAAGAACACCUCGAGACGAUUUAAGUGUGAACACGGCAAUGGAGAAAGGAGUCUUACAAUUAGAUAGUGAUUUAUCUAGAGAAGUUAUUGAACAAUUUUAUAGUAAUGGUUAUAUAAAUCAGAAGACAUUAUCUGUGGCUCUAUCGGGUGCAGUAGUCUGUGUAUCAUAUAUAAAUGGACCGCAUUUACACGUAGCAAAUAUUGGAGAUUGUAACGCAGUAUUGGGAACAUUGACUGAUGAUAAUGAGUGGAUAGUGAAGAAAAUUACCAAAGAGCAUAAUUCAGAAAACUUCGAUGAGUUGAAACGAAUUUGGAGUGAACAUCCUGAUGAAGAAAGGAAGACGGUGAUAAGACGAGAUCGAUUGCUUGGUGAGUUAGCCCCACUUCGAAGUAUGGGUGAUUAUCGAUACAAAUGGUCGACUGAACUAUUGUCCAAUGUGGCAGUGCCAUUAAUCGGGGAAAAAGCAAUACCAGCAAAUUAUCAUACCCCUCCCUAUCUCACAGCUAAACCGGAUAUAUACUAUCAUAGACUAACACCAAAGGACAAAUUUCUUAUAAUGGCUUCGGAUGGUUUAUGGGACAUGUUAACUCCGUUACAAGCUGUUAAACUAGUGGGUGAACAUAUGAAAGGAAAAGUUUUUUACAACCCAUUGAAAUUACCUAAGAAGAAUAUACAGUUAGGAGAUAUUAACGAACUGCUUCUUCAUAGAAGAGAAAGCUUGAAGACUAAACCGAAGGAUAGAAAUGCUGCGACACAUUUGAUAAGGCAUGCUAUUGGUGGGACGGAGUAUGGGAUAGAUCAUUCUAGACUUUCCCACCUUCUCAGUCUAACCCCAGAUGUCAGUAGAAUGUUUAGAGAUGACAUAACAGUUACUAUUGCAUAUUUUGAUUCAGAGUUUCUCAGACAGUGUCCGACAUAAAAAGCAAAGACUAUAGAAAAUAUUGUGCCUUGUAUUUUUGAUACCGCAACUGAGAAAACGUUUAUAAAUAUAAGUAUGUUGAAAGUAAAUUAAUAAUGUAUAUAAUACAGUUAAUAUUAAUAAUUAUGCGUGAUUUAUAAAUUUGUAAAGUCAAUUUUUAAAGUAGAGUUGUAGCUGUUGCUAUUUAUAUAUAUGACUGAUGAAAAUAUUCUGUUAACUAUAUCAUGUAUGAAAUUAUAUGUAAUAUCAAGAUGUGAAAAUCAAUAUAAACAUUAUAUUUUUCAAUAAUACAAAAAAGGUUUUAAUUCGAUUUAGAAUCGAAUGGACAUCGACAAUUGACUUUAAUGUCUGGUUAGUGCUAAUUUGUAUUUAUUUUAUUCGUAUUUAUAUAAUAUUAAAUUAGCUUAGGUUUUAAAAGUUUUAAU